Nymphaea colorata (pocket water lily) is the source of this 1806-nucleotide messenger RNA. RefSeq lists its product as uncharacterized. Bases 152 to 1204 code for a protein of 350 amino acids. NCBI's taxonomy places the organism in Eukaryota, Viridiplantae, Streptophyta, Magnoliopsida, Nymphaeales, Nymphaeaceae. The transcript is spliced from 10 exons. Gene Ontology annotation, molecular function: methyltransferase activity. Gene Ontology annotation, biological process: rRNA methylation. The record is from RefSeq and is a predicted model, not a curated record.
UUCAACACUCGAUCCAGCUGGGCGUUUCACACACAAUUUCGUGUGAUGAUUAAUGGCCGGACUUUUUUGUAUCGGACUUUGAACUGGGAGCUGAGGCUUUCCACACCAGAAGGAUCAGAGUGCAGAGUGAUAGUGAGCCCAAAGCGAUAGAAUGGCUUCUUCAUCGCUGUUCACACUCUCUCCGUCUUUCCUCACCACCAGUCAUCACCACCACGCCGCUGUUGUGGCUCCUCCCCUCUUUUCCCUCAAUUUCAGGACCAAGUUCUCCCCCUCCACCCUCUCACCAGCUUUCUCUAGACGCGGGAAUGAUAUGGACGAGCAGAAGCAUUGGAUAUUGGAAAAGUACGGGCUCGACCCUUCUGACUUCGUCGAUGAGUCCUACUCAGAGGGGACCCAAAAGAAGUCUAAGGGAAGGAGGAAAGGAAGGAGAAGUGAAGAGGACAAGGAGGAUGGGAAAGGGAGAAGAUUGGCACAAGCGUUGGAGGAGCCUAAACCUCCCAGGACGACCCAUAAACUGCUUCAAGUUCUUGGUGGAAAGGCUCGUAGAAGAAAGCUGCUCUCACCAAAAGGCAUGGAUGUACGUCCAAUGAUGGAAGUUGUGCGAGGUGCAGCUUUCGACAUGUUGCAGGUAGCUGGCGGUUGUCCUGCUGCUUUACGACCUGGGCGCUGGCUUGAUCUUUAUAGUGGCACUGGCUCCGUUGGAAUUGAAGCCAUCAGCCGUGGAUGUUCUGAGGCGCACUUCAUUGAAAUGGAUCCCUGGGUUGUAUCUGAAGUGCUGAGGCCAAAUUUAGAAUGUACUGGUUUUUUAGACAUGUCUGUGAUCCACACAGUCCAGGUUGAGAAAUUCCUAGAGCAGGCAGCAAAAUUUCCAGGUGCAUUUGAAUUCAGCAUUAUCAUGGAUUUCUUAUGCCCAGAGAAAGAUGGAUGCUUUGAUUACAUUAGUGUCACGCCACCUUAUACGGCUGUGUCAUACGACAUAUUGAUGAGUCAGCUGUCUGUUUCACCCUUAGUUGGGAAAGACACAUUUGUUCUUGUGGAGUAUCCAUUAAGGACAGAAAUGCAGGAUUCUUGUGGUCCUCUUGUAAAGGUUGCUGACAGAAGAUUUGGUCGGACACAUUUGGCAAUUUAUGGACCUACAUGGUCACAAAAGAAACGCGCAUCCAAAGUGUUGCCAAUAUCCCAGCUGUCAAACGCACUGACUUGAUGGAGCAAGUCUGUUAUGGUCUUUGUAAACACCAAAUGGCCUGCUAUUAGGGUGUUUGUCUCCAGUUGUAAAUUGGUUUUGGCUGUUGUCUACAAGCAGUCCCCUUUCUCAGGGAAAGCUGAUCCACUUUUUCUAGAUCAGCUCACUGCAGCAGCUGCCAUUUUGCGAAAGAUGACGGCUCUUAUCAAAAGAUUCUUGCUAGGAGAAAAUUGUUCCAUUUUUCCACCCAUCACAUCUUGGCAGAGCUUUGUUUCUUAACUUGAAUUUGCAGGUAAACGGUACACCUCGGCUUGCAGGUCUUGGUAAACAGAAUAGAUUUCUUAUUCUGUAGUCAGUCAGUUUUAUGUCGUUGAAAGAGUGUCAACCAACUGAACCAGAUUUGGCACGUCUUUUUAGAUUAGCUCAAUUGUCAACCGGUAUGAUACUUAGAAGUGUUGCUGCACAUAGAAGAGAUCGAUUACUGAUUAAGGGAUAGAUGGUGCUCAUUUGUGUGAGUCACUACUGUUUCCUGGUUGUGAUAAACGCUGGUUAAUAGUUGUCAUUUUGCUCUUCGCCUGUUGUACGGCUCCUCUAUGUGCAUUAUGAAAGCAAUUACUUUUAUA